Brugia pahangi is the source of this 2883-nucleotide messenger RNA. The record is from the annotation of a GenBank genome assembly. NCBI's taxonomy places the organism in Eukaryota, Metazoa, Nematoda, Chromadorea, Rhabditida, Onchocercidae.
AUGAAUAGUGGAAUGGUGAGAGAAGAUUCGGAUGUCGCAUUGGAAGCAUCCCACUUUGCUUUCCUUCAACAGAACAAGAAUAUUUUAGCGAAUAAUGUUCUCUGGAAGCGGAAGGAACAGUUAGUGAAAUGGGAAACAUCGGAAACGAAUCGUUUGCCAUCAGUUCGAAAGCUUAGUCAUGAAUCUAAAGUCAAGUUCACUGACGAGGAUAUAUUUCUGAGUGCUUGCUUAAGUGGUGACUUGGAAGAAGUGCAGACAUUACUCAACGAUGGUGCGAAUAUCAAUACUAGUACAGUGGAUGGUCUUACAGCCUUACAUCAGGCAGUCAUCGAUGGCAAACCAAAAAUGGUACAAUUUUUAGUGGAGCAUGGAGCUAACGUCAACGCACAAGAUAAUGAAGGUUGGACUCCAUUACACGCAGCAGCUUGUUGUGGGAAUAUCGAUUUAGUCGAAUAUCUAUGUACAGAGGGUGCCGAUCUUUCUGUGACAAAUAGCGACAAGGAAUUAGCUGUUGACUUGGCAGAGGAAGAUGACUGUCGUUUGGCCCUGGAAGAGGAACAUCAACGACAAGGCAUCAAUCCUGAUGAAUGCCGAAACAGAGAGUUAGCAAUAAUGAGACGUGAUGCAGAGCAAUGGCUGAAGGAUGGUGAAAUGCAUGAUCAUCCGCAUUCUCGAACUGGUGCUACAGCGCUUCAUGUUGCAGCUGCAAAAGGCUAUAACGAUGUAAUAAGGUUGUUGCUUAAAGCUGGUGCUGAUGUAAAUUGUCGCGAUCGUGAUGGCUGGACCCCACUUCAUGCUGCUGCACAUUGGGCUGAGCAUGAGGCUGUUACUAUUCUUAUUCAGAAUGGUGCCUCGUUCUCCGAACUUACCAAUAAUGGUGAAACAGUAUUAAAUGUUGCCGAUAAAGAUAUUGUUGAAUACUUGGAAGGAAUGCAGGAAAAAGAACGGUUGAAACUGACUUCCAACAGUUCUGUUAAUGUAUUGAUACAUUCUAAUACACCACUUAAAAGAGCUAGUUCAACGACUUCCGUUUUAAGAAUGUCUACGGAAGAAAAAACAAAGAAAACAAAACUGGACGAACGAGAUGAAAAAAAAGACCUCAAGGAAGGCGAUUACUCCUUCAUUAUUGAGGACAAGUCCCCAUCUCCAUCUGUAGAAGUUCGAUUACCGUUCCCUGUGAAACAACAUCAACCCGAUAUUUGUGAGUCUCCCUCUGAAGAUAGCAGAUCUCCUUCCAAAUCAAACAGUGAAGGUUGUAGUGAAGAAAAAACUGCUUCGAUUUCUGAAUCCAAGGACAGCGAUUUGGACAAAAGUGAAUCAGCUGGAUUGGAAUCUGUUACUUCUUCUGAGUCUGAUCAAAAAAGAAGCUUAGCAGUGGAGGAUAGAUUGGCACUUGUUACAACCGUUCCAUCUCCUCCUCCGAUUGUGCCAGCGUGCGCAAGCGAAUCGAAAUCUCCAUCAGAAGUGAUACGGAAUUCAACUUCCCCUUCAUCAUCUAUAACCAUUAGCAGUUUGACUUCACGAUCUGCGAGUAUUGAUUCUAAUUCGUCGAUUGCCUUAUCGCAGAAUCAGCCGUGGCUUAAAACUCAUUCUGCAGAAAAAGAAUGUGCAACGACAACAACUUCCUUAGAGCCAUCUACUCGUUUCAGUAAAUCUGUCAACUUGCAACGAUCAACAUCAACACCUGUCCCAUGGUUGCCUCUGUAUCGUAGUUCGGCAGUCAAAGGUCCGCUACAUCCGGCUUUUGCGCAUUUCCAAGCUGCUGUACGACAGACUGCUACGGCCACCGUGAGUAGAAAUCAACCAAUAACGAACGCUUGUUCAUUGCAGACUGGCGUACCGUCUUUGUCAAGGGGAUCGCUUGCAACACCACCGAUGGAACCGAAUAUGCCAAAUGAAAGUGAAGCUGAACGACGAAGUAGAGCAAAGCGGCAAAGAGACUCGCGCAGAUCGACUCAAGGAGUAACUCGAGAGCAGCUGCGCGUUGCUACAACUCUGACUGUUCGACGUGAUGACAAGGAAAAAGAUCGGGAGAAUGAUUCGCAGAGGAAUGGAACGAACUCUUCUUCGUCUUUGGAAUCCACUUCACUGCAUGAAAUCGAACAAAGAGUUGGGGAAGAAAGGAAAGAUUUUGACGCUAAAACAUAUUCUCCCAGUCAGUCGCUUUCCGCUGUUCGUCGUCGGUCGCAAGCUCCAAGAAACACACGGCGCGUGACAGGUCCAAUCCGAAUUGAGAAUCUUCAGAGUGAUGAAGCAUCAAAAGACUCGGUCCAGAAAAGUAGUGAUGACAUGUCUUCAGCCAACAUAACCACACCAUCAUCUCUCAACGUCGAUCGCUCAAACCCUGUCACUGCUACUACUUCCUAUAACUUUAGAGAUAAUGCUCUUACAACCAUUGCUUAUACUCAGACCUCUCUUCCUGGUAAAGUAAGGACCACCCAAACUAAUUCAAUACAUAUCGGUGGAGGAACACCUACAACAACAUUUCAAAUGCUUAGUAGCAGAACGAAGUGCCAGGAGACAACUGUGGAUUACAAAGCACUAUAUGAAAAGGAAAAACAAGAAACGGAAAGACUACGUCACCGAAUUGAAGAAUUAUCAUUAGAGAAAUCGAAUUCAGUAAAUAGCAUUCCACUACUGAAAUGUAAUAUUGGAGGACGGCUUACAUCACUACCAUCGCUUAAUAAGUCUUCAUCAUCAGCAUCAAUGAACGAACGUGAACGACAUAGUUAUGAACAACGAAUUGCCGAAAUGCAGUAUGAAAUUGAGGAAUUGAAAAAGCUGGAGAAAAACAAUGAUUCGCUACGAGUGGAAAACGAAGCAUUGAUUCGUGUGUUAUCUAAAAUGAGCCGUCAGCAAAGUACACCAACUUGGCCUCGGUAG